AGAAUCAGCUGGUGGUUGACAUGAGAAGUGUCUUGCCUCCUCCUCCUUGCUUUGUCUGCUACAGGGCUGGGCUGUAGCGGUGCUGGCGUCCCUCUCGCAGUCUCAGACACCACAGCCCAGCAGCCAUGCACUCAUCUGCAGCUCUCUCCUCUCCUAGUUCUAGCUUCCCUGUUCCUGCCCCGAUAAUUCGCUAACUGUUCGAUCUGCUCCUCCCGGGCCUCCUUGUGUCUACUGCUGCUCCCUUUGCUUUCGUUGCUACUGUUCCAUCUCGUAGGUUUCGUUGCUGUCCCCUGCAGGCCACCACUUGAGCGAUCUGUAAGCAGAUAAGAUUGAGGCCGGCGGCCUCCGAAAUAAAAAAGAUCCUGCAAGAAAAAAAAAAGAAAUAUCUAGGGCGAGAGAGGAAGAGGGAGGGAGGAAAAAGAAUAACCUAGCAAGCAAGCUUGUGAGAUCGAUCGUGGUCAAGAUUAUGGAUCCGGUCACGGCAUCCAUACACGGUCAUUAUCUCCCUCCGCCAUUCAACACCCGCGACUUCCACCACCAUCUCCAGCAGCAGCAGCAGCAGCACCACCACCAGCAGCACCUGCAGCUCAAGACCGAGGACGACCACGGCGGCGGCGCGCCAGGGCUGUUCGGCGACCGCGGCACGCAGGGCGACCACGAGAACAAUGACGAGAACAGUGGAAACAGCAACGGGAGCGGCGGCGGCGAGCUGGCGCUGGUUCCCCCGUCUGGUGGCGGCGGGCCCGAGGGCGGGGAUGCCACCCCUCGCCGCCCGAGAGGCCGGCCGGCGGGGUCCAAGAACAAGCCGAAGCCGCCCAUCAUCAUCACCCGGGACAGCGCCAACACGCUGCGGACGCACGUGAUGGAGGUGGCCGGUGGCUGCGACAUCUCGGAGAGCGUGACGGCCUUCGCGCGGCGCAGGCAGCGCGGGGUGUGCGUGCUGAGCGGCGCGGGCACCGUGACCAACGUCACCCUGCGGCAGCCGGCCUCGCAGGGCGCGGUGGUGGCGCUGCACGGCCGGUUCGAGAUCCUCUCCCUCUCCGGCUCCUUCCUCCCGCCGCCCGCGCCGCCCGAGGCCACGGGCCUCACCGUCUACCUCGCCGGCGGCCAGGGCCAGGUGGUCGGGGGCAGCGUCGUCGGCGCGCUCACGGCGGCUGGGCCCGUCGUGGUAAUGGCCGCCUCCUUCGCCAACGCGGUGUACGAGAGGCUGCCGCUGGAGGACGACGACUUGCUCGCUGCCCAUCAAGCGCCGCAGGCGCAGGCCGACGGUGUCCUCGCGGCCGCGCAGCUCGCCGCCGGCUCUGUGGAUCCGACCCUCUUCCAGGGACUGCCACCGAACCUGCUCGGCGACGUGCAGAUGCCGCCAGAGCCGGCCUACGGAUGGAACCCGCCGGGCGCCGCCGGUGGUGCCCGUCCGGCGCCGUUCUAAUAAUUAUUGCACGCAGCUUGUUUAGAUGAUGGUCUCGUCUCGUCGAGUGAUUUAGCUUUUCUUCUUCCGUGUUUACUUGAAUCUGUAUCGUGAAGAACGAAUUUCCGUGGGAAUUGCAUAUGAUUUCGCAUGUUAAUCAGUAGUAAGUCAUCUUACUAUUGUUUCAGAGAA
Molecule: messenger RNA, 1600 nt
Organism: Zea mays
Lineage: Eukaryota; Viridiplantae; Streptophyta; Magnoliopsida; Poales; Poaceae
Exons: 1
Coding region: 467-1429 (320 amino acids)
Biological process (GO): vegetative to reproductive phase transition of meristem
Cellular component (GO): nucleus
Molecular function (GO): DNA-binding transcription factor activity; minor groove of adenine-thymine-rich DNA binding
Source: RefSeq, marked provisional